CCGCGGGUCUCCCGGGGCUCGAGGCCGGCGUGGCCCCCAUCGGCCGCUGCCAUGGCCCUCAAGAUGGUCAAGGGCAGCAUCGACCGCAUGUUCGACAAGAACCUGCAGGACCUGGUGCGCGGCAUCCGCAACCACAAGGAGGACGAGGCAAAAUAUAUCUCGCAGUGCAUUGAUGAAAUCAAGCAGGAACUGAAGCAAGACAACAUCGCAGUCAAAGCCAACGCCGUCUGUAAGCUGACGUAUUUACAGAUGCUGGGAUAUGACAUCAGCUGGGCCGCCUUCAACAUCAUCGAAGUGAUGAGCGCCUCCAAGUUCACGUUCAAGUGGAUCGGGUAUCUGGCCGCCUUGCAGUGCUUCCACGAGGGCACGGACGUCAUCAUGCUGACCACCAACCAGAUCUGCAAGGACCUGAGCAGCCCCAGCCAGUACGACACUGGAGUUGCGCUGACUGAUCUAUCCCGUGCUCCCCCGGCUGACUGCGUCCCAGCCCGGCCCCUGAGCCUGCGCUGCCCUGGGAGCAGGUCUGAGCGGCCCUCAGCGUGCAACACAGGCCUGGACCUGGACGCCUGGAUCAACGAGCUGCCCUCCGACAGCGAGUCCGAGGACGAGGCGCCCAAGGCCAUCUUCCACGACGAUGAGCAGAAGCCCACGCGGCACCGGCAGCCUGAGGCCAACGCAGAGGAGCUGGCCCGGCGCCGGGAAGCCCGGAAGCCGGCCAGCCCGUUUUACAUCAAGAGCUCACGGAAGAAGCAGAGAAAGGAGAAGCAGCGCGAGGGCCGGCGUCGGCGCUACAGCUCGCUGCACACGGAGAGCGAUGAGGACAUUGCUCCUGCCCAGCAGGUGGACAUGGUCACCGAGGAGUUGCCUGAGGAGGGGCGGCCGCCCCCGCUCUGCUCUUCACCGUGUCCCCUGGGCCCCGACUCCCCGUGUGGGCCCCAACUUCCCAAUGCUCUGCUCAGUGACGAAAAUGACAAAGACCCCAAUGACUCCUACAGGGCCUUGGACAUUGAUGUGGACAAGUAA
This is a messenger RNA of Trichechus manatus latirostris (Florida manatee), 1023 nucleotides long. Its product is annotated as AP-3 complex subunit delta-1-like. Gene Ontology annotation, cellular component: endosome membrane; presynaptic endosome; AP-3 adaptor complex. NCBI's taxonomy places the organism in Eukaryota, Metazoa, Chordata, Mammalia, Sirenia, Trichechidae. The coding region runs from base 52 to 1023 and encodes 323 amino acids. The record is from RefSeq and is a predicted model, not a curated record. Gene Ontology annotation, biological process: neurotransmitter receptor transport, postsynaptic endosome to lysosome; synaptic vesicle budding from endosome; Golgi to vacuole transport. The transcript has 9 exons.